CUGUCAGGCUGCUGCUAAGGUAGCUCCGGUACUGGCUGUGGCUUUAGCAGGGACGCGGCGGGCUGACGCGGACGGAGGAGUCGGGGUUCCUGGAGAGCUGCGACGUAUUUUUACAGAAUGUCAUCAGAUGAGGAGAAAUACUCAUUUCCAGUUAUGCAGAAUGACUGCAACCAAAACAGUUCAAGCUCUUCAGAUCUUCAGGAAGAGUAUGAAGAAUUGCUUCGUUAUACUAUAGUGACUCCAAAUAUUGAACCAGGUACUUCACAGCCAUCUCAUUCUAAGGGAGAAGUGGUGCCCGAUGUUAGAUUUCAUACUAUAAUUGAUGAUACUCUUCAUAAUCAAGUAAGAAGAGAAAGAGAAACAAGGACGGAAGUUAGAAAAGGAUGUGAUUUAAAUAUUUCAAGUCAUUCAAAGACAGAAGGGUUAUCACCAGUGUCAUCACCAAGGAAGCCUUUUCACCCGGUCAUGGAUUUUUUCAGUUCAAAUAUUUUAGGCGACUCUUCCACACCAGGGUCUAAUUCUAGUCAUGCAGGUAUCCAUGAAAUAAUUGUGGGCAAUUCUGUUGUUUCUGAAGAAAACCUUCAAAAGGUGGAAAGUGUACUGGAUCUUUGGAGUUCAGGUCUUAAGACAAACGUCAUAUCUGAACUAACUAAAUGGAGACUAAAUUUUAUUGACUGGCACCGUAUGGAAAUGAAAAAAGAGAAAGAAAAACAUGCAGCACAUUUAAAACAACUGUGCAACCAGAUCAACAGCUUGAAGGAGCUGCAGAAAGCCUAUGAAAUUUCCAUUGGGAGAAAAGAUGAGGUGAUCUCCAGCUUGUCUCACGCCAUAGGCAAGCAAAAGGAAAGGAUGGAGCUGAUGAGAACAUUCUUCCACUGGCGGAUUGGCCAUGUCAAAUCCAGACAGGAUGCUUAUGAAGGGAAACUAGCUGACCAGUACUUCCAGAGAAAUUUACUGAAGAAAGUGUGGAUAGGCUGGCAUUCUACGGUGCAAAAGAAGUGGAAGGACUUGGUAGAGCGAGCUUGUCAAGCAAGAGCUGAAGAAGUUUGUGUCCAAAUUUCCAAUGAUUAUGAAAACAAAGUUGCUGUGUUAUCUGGAGCUUUGGAAAAUGCAAAAGCUGAGAUUCAAAGAAUGCAACAUGAAAAAGAGCACUUUGAAGAUUCCAUGAAGAAAGCUUUCAUGCGGGGGGUCUGUGCAUUAAAUCUUGAAGCCAUGACAAUGUUUCAAAACAGAAAUGAUGCAGACUUCACAAAUAGUAAGAAGGAGGAAUAUGGUCCUGUUCAUCUGGAUCCUUCGGCUCCGAUACCCUCAGGAGCCGCCCCAGCACCGUCCUCAGCAGCAGCAGCCAUGGGAGUGGCCAGCACUGCCGCCUUUCCCUCUGCCACGUCCAUCACCUCCGCGGGGACUGCUUCCGCCUCCUGUGUGUCUGCUCCUCUGGGUGCGGGGUCCACGGCUCCCACGGCGUCAGAAGAAACGUAUGUACCCAGAGUUGUGACAUCUGCACAACAGAAAGCUGGAAGAACAAUUACAGCCCGGAUCACGGGGAGAUCUGAUUUUGCUUCAAAAAACAGAAUUAGUAGCAGUUUAGCUAUAAUGGGAGUUUCUCCUCCCAUGAGUUCAGUUGUUGUGGAAAAACAUCAUCCAGUCACAGUGCAAACCAUUCCUCAAGCUGCUGCAGCAAAAUACCCCCGGACUAUUCAUCCUGAAAGUACUACCUCAGCUUCCAGAUCUCUCGGAACCAGAUCGACUCACACCCAGUCUCUCACAAGCGUUCAUUCCAUCAAAGUGGUUGACUGAAAUGAAUACGUUCAUAUUAAGAUCUUUUAAGUGCUCUGGUUUUACCAAGGAUUAGAAGUCUUUAGUUUCAAAUUUUUCCAUAUUGCAUGAACAUCAUGGAUACAUCAUGUUCAUCUUUUCAGAAUUAUAAGAGACUUUUUCAAGCCACACCAUCCUUUGUAAAAUAAUAUGUAGGAUUAUUUUAAUGUUAUUUUUUUAAUUUAAGCAAUGAAGUAAAACUUUUUUAAAUUAAAAAACUGGACUAUAUUUUUUAAUAGGCUCAGCCUGUGGCUGAUUAUAUCAUCAAAGUAUAUAAAUCCUGUUUUCUCGACAUUAUUCCACAAAGCUGAAUCAUUUCCAAGGUUACUAAGUAAACUUUAAGAGAAGUUUAUUUUAAAAAUUAUUAAAACUAAUUGAAACUAAGGUAUUUUUAUUUUUAAGUGAAAAAGAUAAAGACCAAGAGUAGUGAUAUUUAUAUCACAGUUUUUUGUGACUGUAGGGUAUUUAUCUUCAUUUUCUAGUAGUCCAGCAAUUAAAAACAGGGGGAAAUGGCAACACCUAUGAAUAAUUUUUGAUGUUAAAAGGAAAAAAAUUUACCAGCACAAAAACACAGUUACAGAAACAUCAAAAGAAAAUUUUCUAUUAGAAUGAUCCUAUUUCUGAUAUUCUUCAUUGCCUCUUUGGAAACCUCAGUUUGGAAUCCAUAUUGUUCUCUCUAAACAUCCAGUGUCCUGGAGUGGUGUUGCCCUGGGCAACUCGGCAAAUCUGCCAAGCCUGCGUAGAGACUUCAAUGCUGGCCAAUAAGAAGAAACCAUCUGGGCAAAACUGACCAAGCAGUACAGAACCAGGCUUCUAAUGAUUCGUUGCUGGCUGCCUGGGUUAAAGUACUUAUGGGUGCAUAAAACAUGAGUAGAUUCUGAAGUAUCUGUCUAGGGCCUCAAUUUCCGUAUUGUUAACAGGAGUGGAUAGAUUUAAUAAUCUGAAGCCUCUUCCAUUUUGUACAUGACCUAGUUCUAUGCUCUAAUUGUAUUGCAGGAAACAGUUUUUCUUACGUCCUUACAUUGUUAACAGGACAUCAGAUAUCCCAUUUUCUAAAGGGGCAAAUCAGGGCUUUUCUGAAUUAUUAGAAGUAUCUGGCCAUGUCUUAAAGAGUAUUAAUUAGAUCCUUCUUAUGCCAAACUUGUUCUGGGUUCUGGUCCAGCUACUACUGUAGCAAACAGCUCAUGGGUUACAACAAACACAAACCAGCAGCACCUCAUCUGCUGCCUGUACAGAGGGCAAUCUCCUUGCCCCCUUCCUCUCCCUGAGGGCUUCCUCCCCUCCCAGUCCAGUCAUGAGGGACAGGCAGGCUCCAUUUGCAGUCCACUCAUGCAGCCCUGAAUUAGCACCCAUUGUGGUAAACAGAUCAAGUCUUCCUUUCUCCCCGAUAUGCAUAGCCAUCCCAUCUCUCAUCUCUUUGAAAAGAGUAUCCUUGAGGUCAAAUAAGUUGUGCUUGGUACCAGGUGAUGGCCAAUAUGGUAAUUCAUCCUGGUCUAGGCUCUCCCUCCGUCGCCAUAUCACCCCUUUUCCUUCACUCCUGCUCCCCUGAGUUCGCAUUCCUGAAAGAAGCAGUGGCACGUAAACUGGCUUCAGGCUCCGCUUUUUUAAGAACCUCAAUUACAAUUAGGAGCAGUUUUCAGUGUGCAAGCCAUAACCAUGUUGACAAACUUACGUCAAUAUUAUGAAUACUGUAAUUAAGAAUAUUAUAAAUCUUUUUUAAGUUCUGGAAACUAUAUGGUAUAAAGCAUCAAGUAAUUAGUGUUAGCCUAAGUUAACAUAAAUUCCACAAUUAAAACACUUCAUGCAAUAA
Molecule: messenger RNA, 3625 nt
Organism: Myotis davidii
Lineage: Eukaryota; Metazoa; Chordata; Mammalia; Chiroptera; Vespertilionidae
Gene: POC5
Product: POC5 centriolar protein
Exons: 12
Coding region: 118-1797 (559 amino acids)
Cellular component (GO): centrosome
Source: RefSeq, a predicted model, not a curated record